Molecule: messenger RNA, 3992 nt
Organism: Nematostella vectensis (starlet sea anemone)
Lineage: Eukaryota; Metazoa; Cnidaria; Anthozoa; Actiniaria; Edwardsiidae
Product: membrane-bound transcription factor site-1 protease-like
Exons: 26
Coding region: 146-3343 (1065 amino acids)
Biological process (GO): proteolysis
Cellular component (GO): Golgi apparatus
Molecular function (GO): serine-type endopeptidase activity
Source: RefSeq, a predicted model, not a curated record
GUCACGUGCCUAGAACCUCUGCUAAACUCGGCAAACUCAAAAAAUGAGAAGCUUUACCUCGUGCAGAAAUGGCUAUUACAAAGCCAAAUGAAUUGAUCAGACUCUAAGAGUUUGCAUGGUUGUUUAUGAAAUGACCUGCUAGCCUAUGGUUCGUCGUGGUAGUGUGAUUUGGUGUGAUGUUCGCCAUGUAGCGUGUUUCUUGUUCGUGUUUCUUGAAUGUUGUAUCGUCUCGGAGGAAGCUUCCAGUGGCUGUGUCCUGAAUGCAACUAUCGCAGCUUCUACUUCGGAAACUUAUUUUGACUACAAAACAUCUGUUGUUGAAAAUGAGUUUAUAGUUGUAUUCAAUGGCUACUACUCAACAUCAACCAGGGACAGAUACAUAGUGUCUGCGUUGGGCUCAUGCGGAGUGCAAGAAUGGAGGAUCAUUAAACGUGAUAACCCAGCUGCUGACUACCCUAGUGAUUUCUCCCUCCUCCGGAUUGUUGAUCACUCUCAGCUCGGCGUUGAGGCUCUGCUGACCCACCCCAUGGUCAAGAGGGUAGCACCCCAAAGGAGAGUCCAGAGGUUCCUUCGUAGUGUCCAAGAGCCCUUUGAGGAUGAAAAGUCAGCUGAGGUAUCCCCCGAUUGUGUGACAGGCAAUGCAGAUUGCUGGUCUUCUACGUGGGCAUCCAGGCGAACAACUAGGUCAAGUCUUGCUGUGGGCCAAGGAUUGUGGCAAACACAGCACAGGGUGUCUGCCCCUGGAGCACGCCGCCUCAUGAGAUCUGUUCCACGACAGAUCGCCCACGUGCUCCAAGCAGACGUUCUCUGGGGGAUGGGGUUUACAGGUGAUGGAACCAAGGUGGCCGUGUUUGACACAGGCUUACCAAAGAACCACCCCCACUUUAAGAAGGUUUCUGAUAGAACAAACUGGACAGAAGAAAAGACAUUGGAUGAUGGUCUUGGCCAUGGUACAUUUGUCGCUGGAGUGAUAGCAAGUUCUCACGAGUGUCUAGGGUUUGCACCGGAUGCAGAGCUGCAUAUUUUCAGAGUCUUCACCAAUAAUCAAGUCUCCUACACUUCUUGGUUUCUUGAUGCUUUUAACUAUGCCAUCCUGAAGAAGCUGAAUGUGCUGAACCUCAGCAUUGGGGGACCUGACUUCAUGGACCAACCCUUUGUGGAUAAGGUCUGGGAGCUCACAGCAAAUGGUGUUGUUAUGGUUUCGGCUAUUGGUAAUGAUGGUCCUCUUUAUGGCACUUUGAACAAUCCGGCAGACCAAAUGGACGUGAUUGGAGUGGGGGGAAUCAACUUUGAUGACCAUCUCGCGAGGUUUUCAUCUAGAGGCAUGACAACAUGGGAGUUGCCAGCAGGGUAUGGCCGUGUCAAGCCGGAUAUUGUCACAUACGGAUCUGCUGUCAGAGGCUCAAGCUUGAAGGGUGGAUGUCGGUCACUGUCUGGCACAAGUGUUGCGUCACCUGUUGUGGCUGGUGCUGUGUCACUUCUACUAAGUGCUGUUAAGCACAGGGGCAGUGCCAUCAACCCUGCCAGUGUCAAGCAAGCACUCAUGGCCUCUGCACGCAGACUUCCAGGUUUUAAUAUCUUUGAGCAAGGCCAUGGGAAGCUGGACCUAGUCAAGGCUUAUCAGAUACUGAACAACUACAAGCCACAAGCAAGUCUUAGCCCCGCAUACAUUGACUUGACUGAGUGUCCGUACAUGUGGCCGUACUGCACCCAACCUGUCUACUAUGGAAGUAUCCCAAUUAUUGUGAAUGUUACCAUAUUGAAUGGUAUGGGAGUCACAGGAAAGAUUGAUGGCAAGCCUACUUGGCACUCUCACUUGGAGCAGAAUGGAGACAAGCUUGAAAUAGCCAUUUCCCACUCCCAUACUUUGUGGCCUUGGUCUGGCUUCCUCGCCGUGUCCAUCACCGCAGCCAAGAGGGCUGCAUCCUGGGAAGGAUAUGCACAGGGGCACAUUACCUUGACUGUCAGCUCACCCCCGCAGGAACUAGAAACAGAGGCACGCAUAAGCACAAUAGAGCUCCCAAUCAGAGUCAAAAUUAUCCCCACCCCUCCAAGGAGUAAACGUGUCCUUUGGGAUCAGUUCCACAACCUGCGCUAUCCAUCAGGAUACUUUCCGCGUGACAAUCUCAAGAUGCGCAACGACCCACUCGACUGGAAUGGCGAUCACAUCCACACGAAUUUCCGGGACCUGUACAUGCAUCUGCGCAAGGCUGGGUACUUUGUGGAGGUCCUGGGUGUGCCAUUCACCUGCUUCGACGCAACUCAGUAUGGUACUCUGUUGCUGGUAGACAGUGAAGAGGAAUACUUCCCCGAGGAGAUCACGAAGUUACAGCGUGACGUCACGCAACACGGCCUGUCAGUCAUCGUCAUCGCUGAUUGGUACAAUGUGGACGUCAUGAAAAAGAUCAAAUUUUACGACGAGAAUACGCGUCAAUGGUGGAUGCCGGAUACGGGGGGAGCCAACAUCCCCGCGCUGAACGAGUUGAUGGCGUCAUGGGGCAUGGCGUUUAGUGAUCACGUGUUUCACGGUGACUUCACCCUUGGGGACCAUAAAGUCCACUACUCGUCCGGUACUAGCCUAGCGGCGUUUCCGUCCUCGGGACUAGUGAUACGCCGGAAGCUCAAGGACCAGGCUCACGAGGUGGUGUCCGGUCAAAUAAAACUACAGGAUGACGUGCCAAUACUAGGACUCUACAGUCCGGAGAGCCGGACACAUGGCCGAAUCGCACUGUAUGGGGACUCCAACUGUCUGGACAAUGCCCACAUGGAAAAAGAUUGCUUCUGGUUGCUGGAUCAGCUCCUUGACUUCACUACAUCCAGGACAAUCCCGCCUGUACUCGAGUUGUCCCGUGGCCGCCCGCUCCAGACCUCUUCGACGCUUCCCGAGAGGAUGGAAGGCAACCAUCUGUACAAGUACUCCAAAGUCCUGGACCGAGCCUCCUUGGGGGCACCCCGAACACAGCCUAUCCCGGCAUGCCCUCACCUCGUGUGGGCCACGCCCCAGCCUGUCAAUCACACGCUGCCUAGCAAUCUGUAUAAAGGCCAUAGGCUAUUGGCUGUCGACUUAGACCAGCUCCCUGUGCUAGUGCCUCGCCGAGUGAACAGGGUCCCGGUGUACCCUGGGAACCCUGACCCUGACCUUGACCCGAAUCCCAGCAUGCACCUGGGGUUGAUGUACACGUUGCCCAUGUACGUAGCUUUGCUAGGCGCCGUGAUUGUGUUGUACUUCGCCGUGUUGACUUGCCGGGUGCGCAGCAAAGCCAAGGCCAAGAGGUCUCUCCCCGUCACCAAGGCGAAGUCCCCAAAGCUUAGCGGGAUACGUGCGAAGUUCCCUUUCGUCUAGUAAAUUUGGCAUGUACCAGACAAACACGAGCCAGAAGGCGUGGAGAAUUGGCCGCCGGGUAAGCUUCCUAAGGCCAGAGACAUACGUGUAAAGUUCCGUUUCGUCUAGCAAAAUUGGUAAAGAUUAUCAUGUACCAGACGAACACGAGCCAGACGGCGUGUUGAACACGUGGAGAAUUGGUAAAGAUUGUCAUGUACCAGACGAACAUGAGCCAGACGGCGUGUUGAACACGUGGAGAAUUGGUGGCCGGGUAAGUCUUCUAGACCAGCAGGAAAUACGCUAAACUUCCUCGCAUUUGUACACGAACAAGUGGCGUAGUAAACAGGCGGUGAGAAAGGGAAAUGGCGGGAUCGUCUAACUUGCCAGAAAAAAGAAAGAUUGUUCGAUGUCCGAAUGCCAGCUCUCGCGUUUUCGUCUUUCUUAUCGGCGCUAGUAGCGUGGCGUCAACCUGCGUGUAUUUUGACAACACUGAAAUACAGUGUGCCACGCAACGCGAUGCCGAGGACCUUUCCAAUAAGCUGAAAGCUGACUUUGUCAAAUUAUAGUUUUUAUCGUAUUUUUAACAAUACUCUUAACGUGAAUAUCCAUAGCACACUAUCCUUUGACGAAAAUUGUAAAAUAACAUAGAAAUAAAAGUGGAAUUCCUCAA